AUGAAUUAUCAGAACACGAAGAAGAUGGAGCUAACUAUGGGAAAAGAUGUGACUAAGCAGAUUGUAAAAUCAAUGGAGAAACUUCAUGUCAUGUGUUUCAUUAAACACUACGAAUCAACUUACCACACGGUUCUGAAACUUUAUAUUGUCGACAUCAUGGACAACGAAAAAAAUGUUCCAGAAAGAAAAAUUUCAGAAAAGGGAGCAGUCAUUUCAUCCUCGGACAAGGUACAAUGUAGCCAAUUCUUCAGCCCAUGUCUAAAAAUAGUGCUUCAAUCCCUUGCCACCGAAAUUAGUAGAGCUCUUUGCCGACAAGCAGCACCCCACUCACACAUGUUUCCUAACUACCGAGCCAAUCAACCCUUGAGACUGCAGCAAAAGCUAAUGCAAGCCCUUCAAAGAAAAUUCGGCCCAAAAAGGACUAGUGCCUGUAAU
Molecule: messenger RNA, 435 nt
Organism: Striga asiatica
Lineage: Eukaryota; Viridiplantae; Streptophyta; Magnoliopsida; Lamiales; Orobanchaceae
Source: the annotation of a GenBank genome assembly